UGGAAUUAACACCUGCAGGAGAGUACAACUCGUCGUUUUGGUCAAAUUUACUUUUUUCAGACGGGUUUUUUUUCAGGUGGUUUCACCAGAAUUAGAUAUAACCAUGGGUGCAUGGCUGAAGAUAUCUAUUUGAAAACUUCAUAGUGUUGAGUUUGUAUUUUAUAAUCUUUAAAGAAGCAUAUAACUCAAGAUUGCUUACAGUGUCACCUCAACUACUUAUUCUUUAAUCUUUGCAAGACACCAGUGCACCAUCCUCAAGAUUAAGUUGAGGGUCAAAGAAAAUAAUAAAUAAUGAAGAAGAAAAGCAGACGUCCAAGGCCAGAAACUUCAGGGCAGACCAGUAGGACACAGACCACGAUGAGCACUGGUGAGGACAAGAGGCAGACUGGGAACAGCAGGAGACCACGAAGGACUGUUCCUGCAAGCACAGAAAGUUUCUGUCACGAGAAUAUUGCAAAAGACAGGGAUGCUGAUGCAGACUUCAGUGUUACAGCAGCUGAUGACACACAGAGACAUCCAGAGACCAAGUCUAGACCCUCAGGUCGUCUGUCAGCAGCCAUCUGUCGCCUCUGCCAUGGAAAGUUUUCUCCACGCAGCUUGCGCCAUGCCUUCAACAAGUGGCCUCAAGACUCCAUCGAUGUUGUUGACGAUGAAUCCGACUCUGUGGCUCCGUCGCCACUUUUAUUCCACACAGACUUCCAGCGAUUGGUGGGCGUCCAGUUGGACCGUGAUCCCCGGUUAUCAGAAUUCAUCUGCAAAAAAUGCCAUGCAAAGUUCUACAAGUGCCACAGCAUACUGAUCAGGUUUCUGCAGAGAGUCAACCUCCCACCAGUGGGAAAAGAGAAUCUCAAAAACCAGAAGAAUGCAAAGCUUCCAGAGUCUUCAGUCAGCCACAGCCUAACAACACCACCGUCCUUUAGCUCAGACCCAAAGUGCCUCCACAGUCUGGUGUCCUGGGCUCACCACCACGGAGAAGGGUGCCGCUUCUGCCCCGACCUGAAGGAGGUGCUAGAGGGCCAGUGCUGGGGCUCUGUGAAGGCCGUAUGGGGCUGCGUUGAUGGUCACAGAUACAUAAUGGACACAACUCCCACAAACCCUGGGUACACUCUGAACCUGAGCACAGAAGCAUUGGGGACUGGGAGUAUCAUGUAUGGAGUGAUGUCAGAGGCAGAAGAACAGGAGCAGGAGGAGGGAGAUGAAGAGGAGCAAGUCAGCCGGAAUGGAAAGAUGUCAGUGGGAGGUUCGGUUCAACACAGCUCACCUUCAGCCCCGGCACAGUCGCAGAGCUCAGUGAUGGUGGACUGGAGCAGCAACACUGAAGUUUUUACAGAUCCUGCAGGGGCGCUGUCUCCUGCUCAAGCCCAGCUAAGGGACAGAGCUGCCGACAGUGAUCUGUCAGACAGGGGUAACUCAGAGGAUGAGUUUGAGGAGCGAAGGAAAACGGGAUUAUCAGACGAUGAGCUGUUCGAGCCCUACUCAGACAAGAGGGUAACCGUCCCAAACAAGAGAAAGAAAAGCCAGAAAGUCCUGGAGGAGCCCAAAAUCAAGAAGAAACCUGGACCUAAACCUGGCUGGAAGAACAAAUUCAAACCUAAAGUAGAGGAGCUGCCCAACAUCUACAAGUGUCCUUAUCAGGGCUGCACGGCCGUCUACAGAGCUCCUGAUGGUUUAAAGAAGCACAUCAAGGAGCAUCAUGAGGAGAUGAGAGAGCGACCCUGUCCUCACCCUGGCUGCAACAAGGUUUUCAUGAUUGACCGUUACCUGCAGCGACACAUCAAGCUGAUUCACACAGAGGAGCGGAACUACAUUUGUGACCAGUGUGGCCAAACCUUUAAACAGAGGAAGCACCUUUCAGUUCACCAGAUGAGACAUUCAGGGGCCAAACCACUCCAAUGUGAGGUUUGUGGCUUCCAGUGUCGACAGCGUGCAUCACUAAAGUACCACAUGACCAAACACAAGGCCGAGGCUGACCUGGAGUUUGCGUGUCUGAUGUGCGGGAAACGUUUCGAGAAGGCUCACAACCUGAACGUACACAUGUCCAUGGUCCACCCGCUGACUCAGGCCGAGGCCCAGAGAGGCAGCAGCCAGCAGCAGCAGCCGCUCUACAGCGACCUGCACACCAUCACUCUGACCGGGGAGGUCGUUCAGCAAGACCAGGACAGAUGACAGCAGGGGCU
Cheilinus undulatus (humphead wrasse) is the source of this 2177-nucleotide messenger RNA. RefSeq names its product zinc finger protein 276 (gene znf276). The record is from RefSeq and is a predicted model, not a curated record. Gene Ontology annotation, cellular component: nucleus. Gene Ontology annotation, molecular function: zinc ion binding; transcription coregulator activity. Lineage: Eukaryota; Metazoa; Chordata; Actinopteri; Labriformes; Labridae. Gene Ontology annotation, biological process: regulation of transcription by RNA polymerase II. The transcript is spliced from 12 exons. Bases 292 to 2166 code for a protein of 624 amino acids.